Phymastichus coffea is the source of this 9673-nucleotide messenger RNA. RefSeq names its product nuclear pore complex protein Nup153. The record is from RefSeq and is a predicted model, not a curated record. Gene Ontology annotation, biological process: RNA export from nucleus; protein import into nucleus. Gene Ontology annotation, molecular function: structural constituent of nuclear pore. Gene Ontology annotation, cellular component: nuclear pore. The transcript is spliced from 12 exons. Lineage: Eukaryota; Metazoa; Arthropoda; Insecta; Hymenoptera; Eulophidae. The coding region runs from base 290 to 5098 and encodes 1602 amino acids.
UAUUCGCUUGUUCAUCUCAGUCUGGUGCAAGUGUCUCGUUGGUGUCUCGCAGCAGAUCGAGGGAAAAGAAUAAAGGGCAUAUAACAUUGAAGUAAUUGCUGCGAAAAAUCAAAACAAUCAGUGAAGAAAAGCAUACACGCGUACGCACACAAGCGUAGCACGACGAGCAACGGCAGUAGUAAGCAAGAAAUAGCAACGUGGUAUGGGAUGCAGUCGCGGCGUCGUUGAUCGAAGAAAGCGAGUGUAAAAGCAACACGCAACAUCGACUGAAACCUGGGAACUAGUGACAAUGGCCAAGGACAACGAAACCGACGAGUUGUCGACCCCGUCAUCAUCCAAACGGACGGCAGCUCACCGGGCAAAGCCUUACGACGCCAACAACUCGUUCAUCAAAAAGGUCGCCACAAAAAUGACAGAUAUAAUACCACAAAGGUCAUGGAUAAGCAAGUGGUUCAACAGUUCCCAAGAUGAGCCUGAUUUGCAGGAGUCAGAAGUUGACAAUACACAGUAUGACGAAUAUGAGGAAACCCAGUCACAACCACCACCAGUUAAGCGACCUUGCAUACGCAUGGAUGUGACACAUCCUCCAGGCACAUUUACCAUUCAGCCUAGAAACAGAAAUGCAACUAAUGAAGUGGAAACUUCUAAAGAUCAUUUUUCUAAUCAUAAUGAGACUACACAAGAAAUUUUAGAACCCUUUGCAACUGGAAGAAGGUUAGACCGUUUUGUUGCAUCUACCCCUGCAUUCUCAAUGGAUGCCACAAAGGCAGCUGAGGCAAGAUCAUCAUUGAAUAUGAUGAUGGCAGAACAGAAUAACAAUGCAGCAACUAAUGGGGUUGAUGACAACUCUGAAUCUAGUGAAAGCACAAGUGGAUGUAGUUCUUUAAUUCCUCAGAAUAAUAGGCAAGAGGCACCACCAAAUUCAAGUUACAACACAUUAUUUGGAAACAAAAGGAGAUACGUUAAUGACAAAUUUAGUUUUGCAAAUCACUUACAAUCGCCGAGAUCACUGUUAUUAGACAGUAGCCACAGAGAAACUUUAGCUAGUAGACGACCAAGCUUCAAUCCUUCAAUAAUGAAUAACACUGUUCUAAAUAAAUCCACGUCACUGUUAUCACCAUUUUACCCUGGGAACACAACUUUCGGAGGAGCGAACGCAGCAAACUUAUAUCGAAGUAGCAGCGCCCUUACCGAUCCUUCACAAUUCCAAAGUAAAGCACUGCAUCGAGCGAGUGUAGAAGUGAAUCCAUCGAAUAAAUCGUCAACCACAGAUAUGUCGGGCUUGAGCCACACAGCUAGACGAAUUUUAGAAACUCUAGAACACUUCUCGUCACCACUUUCGGAUGCAAAGAAGAUGCCGGUUCGAAAUAUUAUGGGCGGUAACAGCAGCUUCCACGCGUCUCCUACGUCCAGUCGUAAACGUUCGCGAGAAGAUGACACUGCUUCGCCAAAAGUUGGACUGAGGCAUCUUACGCGUGAACUUACUGUUCCCACAGUACCCGACAUGCUGCGGAUACGCAGAAAGCAGAAGUUGCAAAAUAGUACCGUCAACGCGAGAAAAAUCGCGGCGGCUAGAACUGCUCCGAUUGCAUCUCCACCUGUACAACAGGAAUAUCAUAUAAGAACGGAAGCAGAUGUGGAGCCAGUGCGUAAUAAUCAAUUGAAAGCGAAUAAAAAAACGAAUCUCGAAGAGCAAGAGACAGUCGAAGUUGUAAAUUUACCAACAAUACCUUUGCCAAUUUCGAGUUUACCACGUUUUGAUAUCUCUUUACCACAAGCAACAAAACCAGCCACGCCAGACAAACCACAGCAACAGCCAAUGUUUCAGCUGCAGAGUAAUGAUGACUCUUUCAAAUUCGCGAGUCCUAUUAGAUUAGCUGAAACGAACAAGAACCUAGAGUCAAUUAACAAUUUCACCUUCAGUAAACCUAUCACACCCAGUAGAAUAUCUGAUUUCUCGAGCAGCGAUUCGGAAGAACUGUCUAAGACCCUUAGUAUUGAUUCAACUGACAUGUUCAAUGCCACCGGCUCUUCCUUCCCGAAUUUCAUUUGGACGGGACCAUCGCAGACGACAUUGAAACCGAAAGAAAAAGUUAAAGACAAGAAAGAGAUCAUAGAAAUAAUCAAAGUUGCGACCGAACUGAAGCAAGGCAGUGUGAUGGAUUUCUUCAGAAAGCAGGCUGAAUUGAAAUCAACGCCUGCUGAAACAACACCUGUAAGUGAAUCGCCAGACUUGUGGGAAUGCAACGAUUGUCUUAUCAAAAACAGUAGCAAGGACACGAAUUGCGUGGCGUGCAAAAGCGCGAAACCUUCUGGUGAUAGUUCGAGCGAUAUUGAGGUGCUGGAGAUCUGCAGUGACGACGACGAUAUUAUAAUCGUAGAACCAACAUCAUCGAAUCAGGAAGCUGAACCAAAAUCCAAGCCUCAAACAAGCACUUUCAACAAGUCCAGUAACGUAGAAACUACGCCGAAACUAUCUAUUUCCAAUUCAAUUGCCGAAGAAUUAAAGACUGACAGUCCAGCCCCGCUAUCAAAAAUUGUUGAAGCUGCAAAGAACACGUGGGAAUGUCCUUGUUGUAUAGUAAGGAACGCCUAUAGUGUGACUACUUGUCCGUGCUGUAACACUGCUCAACCAGGCUCGAUAAAUGUCAGUCCGAAAGCUGUAGUUGAAACUACUCUUAGUGCUACAACAUCGUCUGGAUUUGGUGAUAAAUUCAAGAAACCCGAAGGUUCAUGGACGUGUGAGACUUGUAUGGUCCAAAACAAGUCUGAUAUUACCAAGUGUAUUGCUUGCGAAACACCGAAGCCCGGUGAUAAAGUUGCUGCUGCUGCUGUCAAGGCUACAUCUGGUUUCGGUGAUAUGUUCAAGAAGCCUGAGGGUUCAUGGACUUGCGACAGUUGUAUGAUCCAGAACAAGUCCGAUGUUACCAAGUGCGCUGCUUGCGAAACGCCGAAACCUGAUGUAUCGACGAGCAAAGCUAAGCCUAGCUUCGGCAACAUGUUUAAAAAACCAGAAGGAUCCUGGACUUGCGACAGUUGCAUGGUGUCAAAUAAAUCUGAUGCAACAAACUGCAUUGCCUGCGAAAGUGCGAAACCAGGUACUGAGAAACCGACAUCAAAUUUGCAGUUUAAAGUGGACAUGCCGGCCAACGUUGGUAGCUUCAAGUUUGGCAUAGACAAAGCAGAUGCUGCUAAUGAAACAUUACCGAAGACGAAUGGAUUUAAUUUCGGUGGAAGCGCAAGCUUACAAGUUCCAAGCGAUGGUUUCAGCUUCGGUGCACCCAAAGACAGUACAGGAUUCGCUUUCAAACCAAGUGAGUCGGUGGCUGCGGCUGCAACUUUCCAGUUUGGAGCUAAGCCUAUUGAAACAACGAGCACGGGAAAAGAAGAAAAUAAAACUAUUCCUACAGCGAUUUUCUCAUUUGGGGCAUCGCCGAAUGGUAACACUUCAGCGACUACUGGGUUUGUCUUUGGUACUCGUACUACGACGACUGCUUUUGGAUCUACCACAGCAGAGAAAAAAGAUGAUAAGGCUAAUACUUCAGUCACUUCAACUAAUGUUGGAUUUAGCUUUAAUGCAUCUACGGCAAAUUCAACAUCGAAUACUAAAGAAUCACCAGGAGAAGCAAAUACGAAGUUAGCAAGUGAAACUUCCACUUCUACUUUUGUCUUCGGUACUCCUAAAUCAACCACCGAUAUAAGUUCUAAAGAAACUUCAAAAUUGGUCGCAACCUCCAACGUUACAGUAACACCAAAAUCAACGUUACCUUUUGGCGCAGCAACAUCGACGGAACCGAAACCAGCCGCCUCGCCAGCGCUUUUCAUCUUUGGUGGGGCUGCUGCUGCAGCAGCAUCAACGUCUGCCACCACCAGUACUUCGAGUCCGUCAUUGUUCACAUUUACUCCCACGCAGAAGACAAGUGAAGCAUCAACAAUUAAUAAGACCCCCUUACCAACCUUUGGGUCACCUGGUGCACCGGCCAAACCUAGCUUCUCAUUUGGUACGCCUACAGAAACAACGCCAGUGCAGCAGAAUGAAAUGAAGUCGGGAUUGGAACUCGGCGGUGCAACACCAAACUUUAGAGGUUCAACGAAUCAAGCGACGCCAUCGUUGUUUGGAAAUAUGACAGCUACAUCCUCGUCGUCUAGCUUAGGAACGGCUGAGAAAAAACCAUUAUUAUUCGGUACAGCAGAGAACAAAAUCACGUCCAACUUUGGUGAUCCAAGUGCAAAAAUGUCAGCCUUUGGUUCGGCAACAGACAACAAAUCAACCACAUCAGCUUUUCCCUUAGCAACGACAACGCCGACGUUCGGUACACCUACAUCUGUAACGAAUCCUGCAGCUGUUGUCUCAUCGUUUGGAUCGACUGGCAAUAUGUUUGGUAGUCCCGCAACAUCCUCAUUCGGCAGUACAGUAGCUACUGGUAUCUUCUCGGCGACAACGAAAGCUAACGAAACACCUGCUGCAACACCAGGGAUCUUCAGUUUUGGCGCAUCAUCGCAAACUGCAACCACAGUUACAGGUGGUUUCGAUUUUUCGGCAGGUUCAAAUGCAAGUGUCACCAGUGAUCAGCAGAAAACUGGACUUUUCUCGUUCGGCGCUUCCUCAUCCACUGUACCCGUUGGCAAUGGAUUUGGUAGCAGCGGUACAUUUGGCGCCGCUGCUUCUUCCUCGACAACUUCAACGCCUGCAGCAAAUUUCACCUUUAAUGCGCCAAAGCCUGAUGUUAGUAGUUUUGGCGCAGCCACACCAACGCCAAUGUUCAAUGCACCAAGUGCACAACCUGCUGGAGCUCCACCCGCUUACCCGGGUACUGCCAGUGUGGCGUCUGGUACAGGAGGAUUCAACUUUGGCAAUAUUAAUAUGCCUACGAGUUUCAAUUUCAGCAGUACUCCUGCGCCAGCUGCUAGUGGUUUCAACUUCAACGCACCAAGUACUCUAGGGUCUCUUCCAGCAUUUGAUCCUAACGCAACGCCGACUUUUAACUUUACAGCAAACAGCGCCCCACCUACAUUCAGUGCACCUGGCGCUUGCGCUUCCACUGCCCCUGGCUCAAGGAAAAUUAAAAAAGCAGUGAGAAGGAUGCCGAGGCAGUAAACAUCAAACGAGUGUGUCACUGAAUCACACAGUCAGACACCGCAGUCGUGUUGACUUCGGCAAAGCUACAGACGAUACGCGUAAUUCGCAUAAACGUGAAAAUUAUCAAGUGUGACGAAACUUGUCUCUGCGUGCCGCCGUAGAGUAAAAAGGCAUAGAAAGUGGUGACACAUCGACUUCAAGCAUUUUUGUUCUUUUUUUUCCUGUACAAUAAGUUCGUUCGUUAUACGAGUUUGUACAAGUUUGUGGCUGAAGAAAGACAUGAUAAAAACGUAGUAUACAGCCCACUUGUUGAGCGAUCGGAAGUGAUUUGUGAUUUACAAGUUAUUUAAUUUAAUGAAUGGCACCGUCAAAACACAAUAUAAUCGAGACAAAGAAGCAAUGUUCAAUUGAAAUAGAAAAUAAAGGCUGAACCGAGGAUCCACUCUGUUCUUAGGUAAGUAUUUAGAAAAAAAAAACAAAAACAAAAUUAAUCUUGAAGCUCGCGCUGACGUUCCUCAUUUAACAUGAACUUUGAAAGAAAAAGAAAAGAAAAAGAGCGAGCAUACGAGUGAAUUAUAGCGAAAACAAAAAAAUAUUCUGUCUUUUCUCGUACUGCUUGACUUUGACUACUAAUCUGUGAUUAAAGUAACGUUCUGCGUUUUUUUGAUCGGAGAAUUUUCUAGUUGCGCUGCGGAAUGGCAGAAAAGGCAACAUAUUUAUUAAGAAAGAAAAAUUAAUACGCCUCGCAUGAGCUCGCGAAAAAAGAUUUGCCAAACUCUCUCGAGCUUUUCAGAUAACAAGUGGAAAGAUGGUUCUUUUUUUAACGAAUUUUUAAAAAGUAAUGAUUAUUGAACUCGCCCGUGUGCGCGAAAGCUGUUGCCAAGUAGUUACGGAAUCUUUUUUCAGCGAGCGAGUUGCGAUUAGGAAUUAUACAUAUAUCAACUAGGAUUUAUCCCACUACACUUGUCUUCUUUGAAGUAUAUAUAAACCAGAAAAAAAAAUUCUAACAAUUAUAUUUUAGAUAGGAUGCGGUUGGUCAGUACUGCAUAUGUCGGUAAUCGCAGCACUUUCCAACUUACGAAACAAAUAAAACAAACUGUAAUAUACGGAAUAAAAGGGUGUGAGAGUAUAAUCGUGAAAAUGAACAAAGCAAAACAAAAAAUGGCAUUCGGAUGAGUACAAAGUCACGGUUACAGAUGGUUCAAAUGUGUAAUCGAAAUUGUAUAUUUUUUUUAUACGAAGCGCAAACGCGAGAGAUAAACUUAUUGUAAUAAAGACGAAAACUGAAUGCCAUUUUGCGCGGGAUUUAUAAAUGAUAUAUGUUGUACACGUAUAUAUGAGAUGAUAAAUCAAGCAAAACAUUUUCUUCAUGUUGUAAGCUAUAUCGCUACGUGUUUUAUCGUCAGAAAAAGAAAAUUGAUCAUCGAAGGGGACAACAGUGAACAGGUUAUAUAUAGCGAUCUAUUAAAAAUUUUUUUUUCUUCAGCGGGACUUCUGAAAACGAAACGUUGCAUAAAAUUAAAUUUUGUGCUUAUCCUUUUUUAUUGUAAUUAUCAAAAAGAUUAAUGUCAAGUUGCAAACAAACAGACAAAUUUAAUGAAGCAUACAUGAGUUUAUUAGAAGUUCCGUGUGUGUAUGUGUGUGAGGGUAUGUGUGUAUGUACGAGCGACGAAUAGUUAGCUUUCGUGCAAUGGCAGUAUGUAAUAGAAACGGCUAAUAUUUAGCUAGCCAAUGAAAAUAACAAAAUGUAUCAUUCUAGCCUCUACGAUAACUUUUUUUAAUAGCUUAUGAAAAGCAAAGUUUCGUUUAUAUUUUCCUUUUCUUUUCUGUUAGCAAUAACUCCUACAUUUUACAAUGAUGUCUUCCCAAACAAGCAAGCAAAAGAUUAGCUUGUGGUUCUUUAAAUUUUAAUCCGAAACGCACUAUUAUUUCCAUAUUAAUUUAUUGCUGAUAUAACUGUUUAUUAUGAAUAUACUUGCAUAGAGCUUCGGCGCACCUUCUUUCAUGCUAUUUAGUUUUAUAGAAGAAUAAAUAAUAAUAAUAAAUGGAAAUGUCGCAACAAUCAAUCAACGCGGAAAGAGUGAGACACUCUUGAAUAAUAUUGCGCAAAGAAAAAACAACAAAGCACUCAUCAAUAUAAAAGAGACUGCAAUCCGAAGUUCUUUUCCUUAAAUUAUUUUCCACUUAUUUAUUGUAACAGUGAGCGUGCCAUUGUACUCGCAGCAUAAUUACUCGAAUCGACUUGGCAGUGUAUAAAUGAGUUAUAUAUACGGAACGAUCACGACGUUGCAACGUUCGUCGUGUUAUUUAUAAUGUAAUUAGUUACGUGCGAGAUUCGCUUGUUGAGAGCUUUUGAAUUAUAUUCCUUUCGUUUUUUUUAUUACGAAAAACUUGAGAAGUUUGUAUCAAAUUGUGGUUUGUUAUAUAUUCUCGUGAAUUAAGUUUGAUUUAAUAACUCAAAGCUUUUAGUUAUUGUUAACGUCGAGACGCAACUUCAUUGAAAUACGUAGUGAAAUCUAUUUGUCUGAGGAGUUAUACUGUUGUAAUUCUUUUUAGGGUACACAGCUUUCGUCUAGCGUUUCCAUUUUCGUAAUGCGAAAUAGGUGACGACCAUGGAUCAAAUCGUUUGAUUUGCGUUUGCGAAAAGAAUCUCCAAUGCAAUAUAGUCUACGGUAUGUUCUCUAGAAAGGAGUUGACGGAAAAACCAUCGAGGAUUGUAUAAAAAAAAAAGCAAAAACAAGCGAAUUGUCGUCGAAAAUGCGCGCAAGCAAGAGCUUCAUGAGACUCGGUUUCUUUAUUUUUUUAUGCUAUCGAUGUACAAUAUUAUCUGUUAUUACUGUUAAUUUUUUUAUAGACGAUUCAACGUCUUUGACUCUUGCUUCGCGUAUUUUAGCAUUGUUUAAUUUGUCGAGCUUUUCAAAAUUUACGAAAGCCGUUUUAUUUUGUGUAAUUAAAAUAAUUAUAAAUAAAAUUCAGUUAAACAAAUCAACAAAAAGGUCAUUGAUACUUUUAUGCAUGAAAAAUGAGUGUCUAAUUGACGAAUGAGAAAAAGGAUGAACUUUAACAAAAGCGUGAACAUUCUCUGUUUUUAUGUACGUGCUACCAUGGAGAAAUGGUACAUUAAACUGCCAGUAACCGGCGAACAACUUAUCAAAAAAAAAAUUGAUGUCAUUUUACGAUCGCGCUUUUGUGGGCUUUCACGUGUGAUAAUGAAUAGAAAAAUCAUCGUUUUUGUAACAUUUUCUAAUGUUCAGCAAUGUUGCCUCAGCUUUUUCAUGUUACUCUACUGAUCUACGAAAAACUGUGAUUAAUUUGAGACAUCAUUUGAUAUUAAGUUGUGAUCAUUUUAAUUCUAAAAAAAUGUACUCAAACAUAAAUGCAAUUUUCAACGUUAACUCAAAAAUCAUUACAUAAAAGUGGACAUAGAUAGUUGUUUGAUUAGAAAGGCAAACAAACGUGUUACUACAGAAAUUUUUUAUACACGAAGUUUUCAGUAAUUUUCGCGACUUUAUGAUCUACACUUUAAUACCAAAGGAACCGUCGUCGGUGUUAACAUAAUCCAAAGCCUUAAAAAUUACGAUAAUUUUAUAGAAACUUGGUAAUGAUCGAGACUCAUUUUAAUGACUGAUUGUAAUUAAUACUGAAAAAAAGAAGCGAAUCGAGAAUGUUCACACAGCUUCCCAGACAAAUAUUAUUCAAACAGUAUAGGUAUAAAUUUUCCUAGUAACAAGCACGUAUGUGCGUAAACAGAGAGAGGGAUAAAUCGAAGUUUCGUCCGUAUGUAGACUUACGUGUGCGAGGCUGUGCACGUCGUAUGGCACAGUGUUUGUAGCAGCUAUAAAACCAUUUAGAUUGAUACACUUUUCGAUCUAGAUUAAGAGACAAAACUUACACGUAAGAUCAGUAGAGAUAAAGUUACACCCAAAUUAGCACUGACUAAUUUAUUCUUUCAUGUUUUCGGAUUUACUUUGAAUGUUUUCUUUCUAUUGGUACAUUUACUUUGGUCAUUUUUUUAGAAUGCACAUGCUCGUUUUUUUAUUAUUGUUUACUAUUUACCAACAUGGACUAAUUUUCAUAUUUACAAGAAUUCCAUUUUCAUUUCGAUUUUUCCAACAAAUGAAAACAUAUUUAUUGUUGUUUACUGAUGUCUGUUAGCGUUAACGAACUUUCUAACAAUUAUGAUUUGAUUACCCUUCAUGUCAACAAUGUGAAUUAAAACGCGCUGUAUACGAGACGAUAAGAAAAGAGCGUUAUUGCAUUGUUCCCUCUAUUAUUCUUUUUUAUUUCCUUUCAACAAAAAUAAUGCGUUUUGCAAGAUAUACAAAGGUUGAAACCAAAGAAUUUUGUAAUCCUCUGCGAAACGUAUGACAUACCUCUUUUUUCCGUUCCCCUUGUCUAGAGUUGUCAAUUUUUUUUCAUUGCUACUACUUUCAUUGUUAAUUUAAGCAACACUGUAAUAUAGUGUAAAAAAGUAAAUCUUAAAGAAAUGAACAGCGUUGAAAUUCUUUGGAUCAUACCCUAAGAAUAUGCUAAUAUGUAAUUUAAUGAUGUAAAAUAAACCGUUCGUUGUAAUAAAACAAUGGCUAAAAUGGC